Messenger RNA from Stylophora pistillata, 1426 nucleotides. RefSeq names its product solute carrier family 25 member 35. Lineage: Eukaryota; Metazoa; Cnidaria; Anthozoa; Scleractinia; Pocilloporidae. The record is from RefSeq and is a predicted model, not a curated record.
CCAGGACGUGGAAGAUAGAGACCUGUCUACACAAGCCGUAGCUAAUUGUUCCACAUCGCACAAAGAUGCAAAAACAGUUAAAAGAAUUUGGCUUAGGUGCUACAGCAGCCUGUGGAGCUUGCCUUUUCACAAAUCCUCUGGAAGUUGCCAAAACACGGAUGCAACUUCAGGGGGAAUUGAAGGCGCGCGGAACCUACUCGGUGCAUUAUAAAAACGUUUUCCACGCGUUUUACACGAUCGGUCGUUACGACGGCCUCAGAUCAUUGCAGAGCGGACUUGUUCCCGCUUUGGUUUACCAAGCUGUAAUGAAUGGAUGCCGGCUGGGCUCUUACCAAGUUUUUACGAACUUAAAACUGACUGCCAACGACGACGGUGAACUUGUGUUUUGGCGUUGCCUAAUUGCCGGUGGCAUUUCGGGAGCUACUGGAGCUUUUUUAGGGAGUCCGGCAUACAUGGUAAAAACCCAACUUCAAUCUCAAGCUACAGACACUAUAGCAGUUGGAUUCCAGCAUAGACACACUGGCUUUCUUCAUGCAAUAUCUGGUAUUUACCAGCAGUUUGGCAUCAAUGGACUAUGGAGAGGAGUCAGUGGUGCUCUCGCCCGUGUCAUGGUUGGAUCUGCUGUUCAGUUAUCAACUUUUUCAACCACUAAGGAAAGGAUUUUGCGAACAAAUUUCUUUCCAGCCAGGAGCUGGCUUAUUCCAGCUUCUGCUAGCAUGAUAAGCAGUAUAGCGGUGGUAACAUUUAUGACACCUUUUGACGUGGUAAGUACACGCCUUUACAACCAAGGAACCAAUGCAAGUGGUAAGGGACUCUUAUAUAAUGGAUUUGCAGACUGCUUUAUCAAAGUAUUCAAACAAGAAGGUGUUUUAGGGUUGUAUAAGGGUUUUGGACCACACUAUUUUAGGAUUGGUCCGCACACAAUCCUGAGUUUACUCUUCUGGGAUCAACUUAGAGUGUUGUCUUCCUCGUAUGGCUUUUAAGGAAGACAUGAUGUCUGGUGUUGUUAAUUUCAUUAAUAUAUUGUUUAUUGCUCUUUAUCUGAUAAGCUGAAUUAUCCAUGCAUUUUUACUGGUGAUAUCACCAUCAACAACGUUUUUCUUUUCAUAUGAAUGUAAAAAAAAAAACAAAUUGGGGAAAGUCUUUAGAGCUAUAGAUCACAGAAGAUCACAGAUAUAUAUAAUUAUUACAUGGCCAUGUGGAGAUAUGAAUUUUAUCUUUGAGUGCUGAGAUACUAAUCAGCACAUAUGAUUUUUUAGUAACAGGAAAAAUCUUGAUAUUUCAUCAGUAUCUAUAUAAUAAAUAUAUGUUUAUAUAUACCGCAUUUUGCUAUCUUUGUAUAAGCUUUGACUAGGAAUUAUUGAAAUUGUAGUCAAAUAGAAAACGGGUUGUACAUGUUCAAAAAUAUUCAUAGAGAUGCUUAAAA